CAUAAGAGCAGCCGGUGGAGGCGGAGUUGUACGUGCAGUUCUGUCCUGGUCCUAUGAUUGUUUGUAGUUUUAGCACAGCGGCGAAGUGAAGGAACAACAACUAAAGUGACAAGGAGUGGUGAUAUCAGCUUCCCAUUUUCCAGACCUCUGCUGUCUCUGUGUUUCUAGGCUGAACAAACUGUCCAACAGGAACAGAAAUGUCAGCAGAGAAGAUGGAGACAACAGCCAGUGUGUCCAAUGGAGCAGGGCCCACAUAUGAGGAAAAAGAAGAAAAACCUAGUCCCCAUGAUCUGUCUGAGAUGCUGGCAGCAGGGACCAAAGAGGUCCAUGAAAAAGCUGAGAACACCCAGUUUGUGAAAGAUUUCCUCAGGGGGCGCAUCAGAAAAGAGCUCUUCAAGCUUGGUGCCGUUGCUCUCUACUAUACUUAUGCUGCCAUGGAGGAAGAAAUUGAAAGGAACAAAGACCACCCCCACUUUGCCCCUUUAUAUUUUCCUCUGGAGCUGCACCGUCAUGAUGCCCUGGCCCGUGACCUUGAGUACUUUUAUGGUCCCGACUGGCAGAGCCAAGUCAAAUGCUCCCAGGCCACCCAACAGUAUGUGGACCGUAUUCAUGAAGUCGGGCUAGAGGACCCAGUUCUGCUGGUUGCACACGCCUACACCCGAUACAUGGGUGAUCUGUCUGGGGGCCAGGUGCUGAAAAAAGUGGCCCAGAGAGCCUUGAAGCUGCCGCCCACUGGCGAGGGAUUGGAAUUCUACCAGUUUGAUGCCAUCCAUAGUGCCAAAGCAUUCAAGCAGCUGUACCGCAGUCGGAUGAACGAGCUGGAACUGGAUGAGGAAACAAAGAAGAAGCUUGUAGACGAGGCUGUGAAGGCUUUUCACUUUAACAUGGAGGUGUUCAAUGAGCUGGAAGAGAUCGGUAAAACCAUCCAGGAGGAAGUUUUGGAUGCCGGCAUGCCUGUCCAUGGAGCAACAGGCGGUGACAUCAGCAAGUGUCCCUACUAUGCUGCCAAGAUGGCGGCAUCAGGUGGAUCAGCAUACGUUCGUCAGCUCGCCAUGGCUGUGCUCCGACACCCAACAGGACAGGUCCUGUUUGCUACGUGGUUUGCUGCUCUGGCUGGAUUGGCAGCGUGGUAUCUGAUGUGAUCUAGCCAUCACCCUGUCACUCUGCUGCUGUGAGAGAGAAGUGGAGAAAUGUUGAAGGAAGGACCGCAAGGAGACUAAGUCCCUCAAACUUUGCACAUAGUUUCAUAUAAACUUUUUGAAUGGGUCCAACGUUGUUUUAGUUACGAGUUUGUUAAAAAGGAUAGCUGACAGAAAAUAAACAUGGAUCAUUCCUAUCAGUGGAAUUCCGAUGAAAUGAUCCACUGGGCCAUAAGGACAUCAACUCCUGCACCAUAAAUCCAUCCAUCUAUCCAUUCAUUAAGUUAUUCAUUGUUACACUGCUUCUUGUAGUCUUUUAAAUUCUCUACCUCCUGUGAACAUUCCCUCCAUUUUCAUCCUUCCAGCGUGUCUGGUAGAGUUUCAGGACCUUUGCAGCUGUUUGCUGACUUUGCAGUUGAAGAUCACCAUGUGAAUAGCUCAUAAGUUGUGAAGCAACAUUUCUUGUCAUUUUAAAAUGGAAUGGCCAGAUUAACACAGUUUAGUGAGUUAGACUAAUCUUAAUGUGUUAAUUCUGUGAUGACCAAAUUCAUGUAACUAUAAAAUCAAUUCAUGGUGAGUUAUGUUGGUUUAAAAUACUAUGCGCAUGUUAUGCAUGAACAGAACAGCACAGCGGGUUUUUGCUGGCAGACAGCUGUGCUGGUUUUAAAUGAGGCCUCGGUGUAUUUGCAUAAAAGAUUUUAAUUCAAGCAGUGACAAGAAGUGACGUUUUAUGUAACAAUGCAAUAGUGACACUGUGUUCUUGUAGUUAAAUUUAGGUAAUGUCUCAAAAUAAGCAUCUUACUGGCCACUUUAUUAGGCAUACCGGUUCAACUGCUCAACUGCUUAUUGAUGCAAAUAUCUAAUCAGCCAAUCAUAUCACAGCAACCAAUGCAUUUAGACAUGUAGAUGUGGUCAAGACAGCCUGCUUGAGUUCAAAAGAAUCUUCUAAACAGGAAAGAAAGGUGAUCCACUGAUUUUAUGCACAGCCAUCUCUGAGAUUUACAGAGAAUGGUGCAAAAAAGAUGAAAUACCCAAUGAAAGGCAGCUUCCAGGACUGAAAUGCCUUAUUUAUGGUAGAGGUCAGGGGAGAGACUGGUUCAAGUGGAUAGAAAGGCAAUAGUCACACGUUGAUGUGUCCCUGGGCUAAGACACUUAACCCAAAUUUGCUCCCAGUGCUUCUCGUCAGUGUCGUGUAAAUGGGUAUGGAUGCGUUUGAAUGGGAUUAGCUAAUACUGAUGGCCAAUUCUCAUAGCAGCUUCUGCCAUCAGUCUGUGAAUGUGGUCUGAAAGCGUGUGAAUGGCCAGGUGUGAUCAGCAGUUUGAGUAGUCAGAUGGCUGGAAAGCUCAAGUCCAUUUACCAAAAUUACACAAUAGGAGAUUGGGAAAACAUUGCUAGGUCUGAUAAGCCUUGAUUUCUGCUCAGCUUUUGAGUUAUAGGGGUCAGAAUCUGUUGUGCAGACAUGGAAACCUGCCAUCAGCUAUAUUCAAGGUCACUUAAAUCACCUUUCCUCGCCGUUCUGUUGCUUUGUUUAAACUUCAGCUCAUUGUCUUCACCAUGUUUACAUACCUGAAUGCAUUAGUUGCUGCGAUGUAAUUGGCUAAUUAAGAUAUCUGCUAAUAAGCUGAAGAGGUGUACCUAAUGAAAUAGUCAGUGAGUGCUUAAAUUAAUGUGAAAAUACAGUGCACAUCAUUUCAGGACUCGAAUAUUGCCUCAGUUUUCUGGAGUUGUGUUUAUGCAUACUGUCAAAAAGGAAAUAAGAGUCAGAAGCCCUUUUUUAGAUAAAAUCUAGCACACCUACACUUUCAGGAGUGUAUGAUAAAAUCUUUUAGAUAGCUGUGAAUCUAGAAAAUUAAAGAAUCUGAUGCAUGCUCAGAAUAAUGCCAUAGGGUAUAGUACUCUUAACUCUUAACUAAAACUGCCUGUUGUCUUUGAAAAUGCACAGCAUGAUUCUCCAUGAUAAUGCAGAAGCCUAUAUUAGGACAGAAGUGUUAACACAGGGGACUGCAGCUGUUUUAAAAAGAAUGUUUUAUAAUGUUGAUUUGUCCACAUGAAGGCUAAAUAUGGGUCUUAUUGUUGUGGUGUAUUAUGAGCUACUUCAGGUUAGGUAGUUUCUGUACAGGAUCAUCAUUUAAACUCUGUAUCAGUCUUCAUCGACUUUCAUACUGUGUGUUGGAAAAACUGUUCCCAUUAGAGCACAACUGUUUUUUUUCAACAUGAAUUAGGAGAAAUAUUUAGUACUGUGUGUGCUUUAUGCAGUGUAAUUGCAUUGAAUUGUAAUAUUUAUCCUAACAGUUAUGAAAAAUAAUUAACUUUGCUUUAUCUUUCAAAGCGGUUUGUAUCUUUUGCCUUUGCUUGAGUUUGUUGGACAAAGAGUACCAAAGGAAACCUACUGAGAGCAAUGUUUCAACCAGGUUCCUGCACUUUUUGAUUUCUUCAUACAUUCACACAAGAAAACACAUGUACAGUAUUCCUUCUUUGACUCAAUUUCUUCAGGAUUAAGUGCUGGGAGGCAGCUGUUCAAUACAUGUUCAAUACAUGUUUUGUAUUGAGAGUCUCAGGGUCAUGUUGCAGUCAAAUGGUAAGAUUGAUUAUAGCUGAUUAAUGCAGGGGUUGUCCUCUCAUACUCCUGUCAUUAACUUUCCAUGUUUUAUUACAUGCUUUCCAUGCCAGUGUGUCAAAAUGCCACAGUGUUUUGAAGAAAUGAAGGGACCAUUACUUGAAUUUUAAAAGUUCAGGUACCUUUAAUCAUCUAUUUAAAAAAAAAAACUCAAGUGUGUGCACAACUAACCUAUGCUGAUUUUUUGUUCAUAUGCAUUUUCAUUAACUUUGCACGUCUGUUUAUGGAUGCUGAGAUCAGCUGUGUUUGCAAUAACUUUUUAAUUCUGUUAUCUUCAGAUCACAAGUUAAUUAUGUCAAGAUGACAGAGCUUGUUUGUUUCUUGAAAGCAGGUUAUUAAUCAUAUUAUAUGGAGAAAACAAAAACUUGAUUUCUAAAGGUAAUGAGAAAAUUUAUCACAGGAAGAUGACUAUUUCUUUCUUAAGAUCAUUGCAUGAGUAGAGAGAAUGAGUUUCUGGUUAGUGUGACCACAUUGAAUUUACAAUAACGAUCAUGACUGUGAAGGAGGAGUCACAUCUGAACAAUGAUCUCAGUGUGAUGCAUCGAUGUAUAAGAAGUACUCCCUGAUGCAACAUUUUCACCUGAAAUCACUCUACAAUCGUCAAGACGCCCAUAAUGCAUGUUGCCAUGGCAUGUCAUCUCUGAUAAACAAGGCGGAUGUGUUUAAUUGGAUUGUUAUUGCUGUCAUUUAAAUAAGAAAAGCUUAUUUUCUCACUCAGAUUGAAAAUCAACCUAAGCGUGUCUAUUCUCAGCCUCUAAACUGUCUUGAUCAAACUGUCAAAAGCGUUACAAAUGACUGUUUUGUUUGCCUUCAGGUAUGAAUGAAAAUCCAGGAUUGUGCUGUGCUGUCUAUAAUGAAAGACAUGAUUUCCCCCCCUGCUCAUGCUGAAAUA
Cheilinus undulatus (humphead wrasse) is the source of this 4648-nucleotide messenger RNA. RefSeq names its product heme oxygenase 2b (gene hmox2b). Bases 198 to 1142 code for a protein of 314 amino acids. NCBI's taxonomy places the organism in Eukaryota, Metazoa, Chordata, Actinopteri, Labriformes, Labridae. Gene Ontology annotation, biological process: response to oxidative stress; heme oxidation; heme catabolic process. The transcript is spliced from 7 exons. The record is from RefSeq and is a predicted model, not a curated record. Gene Ontology annotation, molecular function: heme binding; heme oxygenase (decyclizing) activity.